AGUUUUGUAACAGUCAGCUGCCUCCGUCAACUACUCUGCAUUUCACCCUGGGCUCAACAUCUCCUCGCUCUCUCCAAAAAGAGGGGAAGCUUAUCACGGAAUCUUUUACCCUAAUAAGUCUUUAUCGAUCCGCCGAUUCAGCAGGCUUCUUUGAUUGGUGCAGCCGGCCGAGAAGUGUGUGGUCUUUUUAGUAAGCUCCGUAAGAUCUACGCCUCGGAUCUCGGUUUAGGGUUCCGUUUGCGUGGUCAGAUAGAUGCAGAGGUCAACAAGGAACCUUGAGAGGUCGACGACGAUGACAAGGGAGAAACGGGUUUUGGAUACUGGCGACGGCGACGAACGCGGCGGUACAGAGACGAAGCGUCAGAAGGUUCCGGCUCUUGCCAGUGUGAUUGUGGAAGCUCUCAAGGUUGAUAGUCUGCAGAAGCUUUGUUCAUCAUUAGAGCCUGUGCUUCGUCGAGUUGUCAGUGAAGAAGUGGAGCGCGCUUUAGCAAAGCUUGGCCCUGCUAGGCUUGGGGCAAGGUCUUCUCCAAAACGGUUGGAAGGACCUGAUGGAAGAAGCUUGCAGCUGCAGUUCAGGUCAAGAUUGUCUUUACCAAUUUUUACUGGAGGAAAGGUAGAGGGAGAGCAAGGCGCUGCAAUUCAUGUUGUGUUGAUUGAUGCAAACAGUAACCAGGUCAUAACUUCUGGGCCCGAGUCUUCUGCAAAACUAGAUAUUCUGGUGCUUGAGGGUGAUUUCAAUAAUGAAGAUGAUGAAGAUUGGACUGAAGAAGAAUUUGAAAGUCAUGUUGUCAAGGAGCGAGAAGGCAAGAGACCCCUUUUAACUGGUGAUUUACAGGUUUCCUUAAAAGAAGGGGUGGGAACCCUUGGAGAACUAACAUUUACUGACAAUUCUAGCUGGAUAAGAAGUAGGAAGUUCAGGCUUGGUUUGAAGGUUGCAUCUGGAUUCUGUGAUGGUGUUCGAAUUCGAGAGGGGAAAACUGAAGCAUUUACAGUUAAGGAUCACAGAGGAGAAUUAUACAAGAAACAUUAUCCACCUGCCCUAAAAGAUGAAGUUUGGAGAUUGGAGAAGAUAGGAAAAGAUGGUGCAUUCCACAAAAAAUUAAAUAAGGUUGGGAUUUGUACAGUUGAAGAAUUCCUUCGGCUUUUAAUUAGGGAUCCACAGAGGUUGAGGAAUAUUCUUGGAAGCGGCAUGUCCAAUAAAAUGUGGGAUGUCCUUGUGGAGCAUGCCAAGACCUGUGUCCUUAGUGGAAAAUACUAUAUAUAUUAUUCUGACGAAGCACGGAAUGUUGGUGCUAUUUUCAACAAUAUCUAUGAAUUUACUGGGUUGAUUGCUAGUGGACAGUACUUCUCAGCUGAAUCUCUUAAUGAGAACCAGAAGAUAUUUGCUGAUACGUUGGUAAAGAAGGCAUAUGAUAAUUGGUUGAACGUUAUAGAGUAUGAUGGCAAGGCCCUUUUGAGCUUUAAAAACAACAAUAAGGCCACUCGCAGUGAAACUUCAUCAGAUUGUUCUACUUAUUCCCAACAAAUCCAACAAGUUGCACAGCAGCAGUUACCAGCUCCAGUUGCUGUAGAGCAGCCUUCAAUUGAUACCUCGGUGCCCGUUGGAGGGAUAGCUGCUGCACCGUAUAAUGGGAACCAACCUGCCAGAUAUGCAAAUCAAACCCAGCAGAUCAACUCAGAUGUCCACAUGCAAUAUGACAACAAUUCUUUUGGUCCACAGAGUCAAUUCAAUAGCUCAUCUCACCAGACUCUUGUCACUAGAAGCAACAAUCCAGGGCUUGCUUUGCCCCCUCCUCAGCACGCAAGCUUAGGUUAUCAGCCCGUACAAUCAGUAAAUGCAAACUCCUAUGAUGACUGGUCCCGUCCACGUGACAAUCGUGGCGUCGACGAGUUUUUCUCCGAGGAGGAGAUACGAAUGAGAAGCCAUGAGAUUCUUGAGAAUGAGGAUAUGCAGCAUCUACUUCGAGUCUUCAACAUGGGAGGAGCAGCUACUAGUAAUCUCCAGGAAGAUGGAUAUGGCUUCCCAUCAUACAUUCCAUCUCCAUUCCCCAGCUAUAACUUCGAUGAUGAUCGCAGCCGUUCGUCUGGUAAAGCUGUUGUUGGGUGGCUUAAGAUCAAGGCAGCCAUGAGAUGGGGAAUUUUUAUUCGGAAGAAAGCAGCUGAAAGAAGAGCUCAUCUUGUCGAGCUCGAAGACGAUUAGUAAUGGUAAUGUUGUUAGCAAUUGUAAAAUGAAGAGUCUGGAAGUCCUGCUGGUAAUGUUAGAGAAUUCCUCUUCACUGUAUAUUAAUGUUCUUCCCGUGUUCAGUUUAUGCCAAUCCUUGAGCACUUUUUCUUCUACAAAAUAUCAGGAAAGGCUGUUUGAAUUAAGAUUAUUUGGUGAAUGAACAAACGUUGUCCUACUAAAUCUUCUUAGUUUUGUCAGUAGCAUGGAUUCGGAUUCCUUAAAUAGUGCUUAUUUCAAAUAAGUUUGAAUGCAGUUUAUGCCA
Molecule: messenger RNA, 2486 nt
Organism: Dendrobium catenatum
Lineage: Eukaryota; Viridiplantae; Streptophyta; Magnoliopsida; Asparagales; Orchidaceae
Product: calmodulin-binding protein 60 B-like
Exons: 8
Coding region: 254-2200 (648 amino acids)
Biological process (GO): regulation of salicylic acid biosynthetic process
Cellular component (GO): nucleus
Molecular function (GO): calmodulin binding; sequence-specific DNA binding; DNA-binding transcription factor activity
Source: RefSeq, a predicted model, not a curated record